This is a messenger RNA of Salvelinus sp. IW2-2015, 2815 nucleotides long. Its product is annotated as BTB/POZ domain-containing protein 3. Gene Ontology annotation, cellular component: cytosol. Gene Ontology annotation, molecular function: protein binding. NCBI's taxonomy places the organism in Eukaryota, Metazoa, Chordata, Actinopteri, Salmoniformes, Salmonidae. Gene Ontology annotation, biological process: neurogenesis; dendrite morphogenesis; cerebral cortex development. The record is from RefSeq and is a predicted model, not a curated record.
UGUUCUGGCUGUUGGCAGUUCUGUGUUCCAUGCCAUGUUUUAUGGAGAGCUGGCGGAAAACAAGGAUGAAAUCCGAAUUCCGGACGUGGAGCCUGCAGCAUUCCUGGCCAUGUUGAAGUACAUCUACUGUGAUGAGAUAGACCUGAGUGCUGAUACAGUGCUGGCCACGCUCUACGCUGCUAAGAAGUACAUCGUGCCUCACCUGGCCAGAGCCUGUGUUAACUUCCUGGAGACCAGCCUGUCAGCUAAGAAUGCCUGCGUCRUGCUGUCACAGAGCUGUCUGUUCGAGGAGCCCGAACUCACACAACGCUGCUGGGAGGUGAUUGACGCCCAGGCAGAGCUGGCCCUGCGGUCGGAGGGUUUCACUGACAUCGACUCCCAGACACUAGAGAGUAUCCUCCAGAGAGAGACCCUCAACGCCAAGGAGGAGGUGGUGUUUGAGGCAGCUCUGAGCUGGGCAGAGGCAGAGUGUCAGAGACAGGACCUCACCACCUCCAUAGACAACAAGAGAAAGGUUCUGGGCAAGGCCGUUUUCCUGAUCCGCAUCCCCACCAUGGCAUUGGACGACUUCGCCAAUGGUGCCGCCCAGUCGGGCGUCCUGACUCUGAAUGAGACCAACGACAUCUUCCUGUGGUACACCGCUGCCAAGAAACCGGACCUCCAGUUCGCCAGCCAGCCACGGAAGGGGUUAUCUCCGCAACGCUGCCACCGGUUCCAAUCCUGCGCCUACCGCAGCAACCAAUGGCGAUACCGAGGGCGAUGCGACAGCAUCCAGUUCGCCGUUGACAAACGCGUCUUCAUCGCCGGGUUCGGACUCUACGGCUCCAGCUGCGGUUCUGCAGAGUACUCAGCUAAGAUCGAGCUCAAACGCCAAGGCAUUCUCCUCGGACAUAACCUGAGUAAAUACUUCUCUGACGGUUCUAGUAACACGUUCCCUGUGUGGUUUGAGUACCCCGUGCAGAUAGAACCCGAUACGUUCUACACGGCUUCUGUAGUUUUGGAUGGGAACGAGUUGAGUUACUUUGGUCAGGAAGGAAUGACAGAGGUGCAGUGUGGGAAGGUGACGUUCCAAUUCCAGUGUUCGUCAGACAGCACCAAUGGGACAGGAGUGCAGGGGGGUCAGAUACCUGAACUCAUUUUCUACGCCUAAAGGAACACAAUGAAAUGGAUUUUUACCAUUACUGACUUUAGUGAAGUAGAGUAAAAAGUUGCCCCAAGUUGCUGAUGUUGGAUCAGUUUUACAUUUGCCCCACUAGUAGUUAAGGUUAYGAUUAGGGUAGGGGAAACUGAUCCAAGAUUUGUACCUAGAGGAAACGUCAUCCCGGAGUGACUUUGAUGCCCAUGGAGAUGUGUGUGUUUUUACAGCACUUAUUACUGACUUUGGUUUGAUGGGUGAAACAUGUCCAUUGCGAGGACUGAUUGAGAAUGGAUUGAUCUAGAUGGCACUUACUUUGCAAGUGAUGGCUGUCAUCAUAGCGAUGUGAUAUUAUCCCAUUGCUGACUUUGAUGGAUCAUUUCCCUGUACGUUAUAUAAAUAUUAUUUGUUUUCUCUCUUUCUUUGUAUACGGAAUUUUGGAAUUUGACAAUUCAUGAUUGAGGAUUCCCAGCAAACAGGGGACYUCCUGAGGACAUUUCCAUUAGGUCCCUUAAGGGUUUAGGCGCAACGUUAUCUCACAGACGCUCUGAGAACAUUCUAAGAACAUCGCAUGAUGGUCCCAAUGGAACGUUCACUGGGGGACCUUUUUCUAGUUGCCCGUUUGUCCCGGGGAUGUUUUUAGGACGUUGUGUCAUGGUCCUCUGGAGGUUUUUGUCUACUUCCCAAUUGUCACGGGGACGUCCCCGAGGACAUUUUAAAGACAUUCCUGGGACGUUGUGUCAUGGUCCCCUAGAGGGUUUUUGUCUACUUCCCAAUUGUCACGGAGACAUCCCCGAGGACAUUUUAAGGACAUUCCUGGGACGUUGUGUCAUGGUCCCCUAGAGGGUUUUUGUCACGUGAUGGAUUGACAUGAUCGUACUGACUUUUCAACAUGACCCCACCUAGAAGUUGAACCCACAAACGCUAGAUUUGCAGUAUACUGUGCCAAAAAGUCUGUAGAUUGUCAAAGUCAUUACCUAUAAUAUAUCUUCUCUGCGCUUAGAAAKAAGAGUGCCAACUGCACUGCUAUUUUAGCUAUCAGUUAAUCCGAAUAUUCUCUUAUCCUUGAUUUCAUUUACUUAUUUCAGAAAUUUGAGGGUUUUCAGUAUAGUMGUCUAAUGUUGGUGAGMCAUGCUGUAUUAUUCUGACACUCCUCAAUCACGAUGAUAAAUGUAAUACUUUUUUCCGAAAUGUACUUUGAAGAGCAAAGUGUAGGAAUACAGGUAUAAUCAGUCAUUGGCACAGYCAUGGUGGGGUAGCAGGACGAUUGCAAUGUGGUGAACCCAGAGGUUGUGUGUUCAAAGCCCAGGUGAGGACGUGUUGAAUAAUAAUUUCUGCAUGAAUAAACGUACACAACGUAAUAAAUCUAUGUCAAAGUGUGUUACAUAUGGAAGUUGAAACAAAUGUACGUUAAACAUACCUUUUUGUGUCCCUAAACGUUGCCAAAAAAAGUAUUCGUUGUAAAGGGAUCAGUUGAUCACCAAUCAGGAAUAGGCAAAAGUAACAAGGGUUGACGUGUAAUGGGGGGAGUGUGUCUUUCUGACUAUCAUGAACAAGCCGGGAACUAGACAAAACCUUCAGGGGACCAUGACGCAAAGUCCUGACCACUUUCUGGGGACCAUUUCAAGACGUCCUGAGGACCAUUUCAAGACGUUCCUGAGGACCAUUUCAAGAUGUCCU